AUCCGUCUGUGUUUCCCUGUUCCCGUCUUUCUCCCCUCGUUUCAUUUGCGCUUCUUCGCACCUCAAAGUUGUCCUUGUCUUGUCUUUGCGCUUUGAGCCGCGUACCUACAGAGUGCGAUUUGGAGAGCUGUUGAGUGUGUUCUGCGAGCUGUCAGGUCGUCUAUAGAAGGUGCUAUAAGCUUCCGCGCAAGGUGCUACCGGGACGUACUUCCCACGACCUACCUUUGGCCUGCUCUUCAGGAUACUUCAUCAUACAUCAAUGGCGCAUCCGCAAACCUCAACCGGCGCCUCGCGUGUCGGCCUUUUACAAUUGCUCAUUCUUGCAAUUACAUUCUGCGCAAAUCGCGCAGCAGCAGACAACAUAUACGCCCCAUUCUCGGGUGCGAUCUACAUCAUCGGCGCAGACGGCUACCAGAUAACCGGAGCCUCUCCUGCCGUCUGCCCCAACUAUGCCUCAGAGAGUUGCAAUAGCAUCGGCUACUGGAACUGGUGUUGUCCUGCCGGACAUACAUGCUCCUACCUCAGCAACUCCAACGUCGUCGGAUGCUGCCCCGCCGGGUCGUCCUGUUCAGGCGGCGUUGCCCCUGGCAGUAUCACCACUGUCACCGUCACCGUGUACAACACGGCCACGACGACGGUCGUGCAGAACAUUGCCCCGGCCUAUGUCGCUCCGACCACGACUCAAGUCGUUCCACAGUGGGGUGGCUAUUGCGCAACAAUCACGGCCAACGGACCGGAUUUACCGACGACAAGAGCGGGCGAUUGUGGGACCAUAUUAGUGAUCAAUGAAGGCGUUGGUAAGAAUGUGGGAAAGCGGAUAGCUGUGUUGGUAGGGCUGAUGCAUUUGCUUGGGUGGGGAUGAUAGCGGCGUUUAGGUGAAUGCACUGUUCUGAUUACAAUCCAGUCCUUUUUAGCGUUGGCUGGUUACAACGUUUUUCUCAUAACGGUAAAGGUGUGCAAACGGCCAUGCAAAACCUAGCCGGCUAUACCGAUCAACACCUUUUUGGCUGUCGGAAAUUGCUGACUAUCAAACGUUGUAACCAGUCUUGACUGUAGGCGUUUGGAUAUUUCGGAACGGGAACUUACGAUUUACGAGUGUCAAGCAUAUUCCUUUUAGAAGAAAAGACGAGUUGUUCUGGUAUGAAAGACACGACAACCAAGGAAAAAUGGGACCAACGAAUAUCAAUUCACUAG
This is a messenger RNA of Aplosporella prunicola CBS 121167, 1194 nucleotides long. RefSeq lists its product as uncharacterized. Bases 260 to 862 code for a protein of 200 amino acids. Lineage: Eukaryota; Fungi; Ascomycota; Dothideomycetes; Botryosphaeriales; Aplosporellaceae. The record is from RefSeq and is a predicted model, not a curated record. The transcript has 2 exons.